AUGACUAGUGCAAUCCAAUUCAACAAGGCAAGCUUCUUGAGUUGGCUUGUCAAGGGAGAUGGUGAUGAAGAUAAGGAACAGCAGGUGUGCGGACUUCCCACAGCUGAGCCGCGAAGAGUGAGAGAGCACACCACAACAGUUUCACCACAAGCUUUUGCUGUGGUCAGCCGCAGUUUGUACAAUAAGGACAUGCUCUUGUUCCAGGGCGACAUCAUGCUGCAAGGCUCUCUGGUCCGAUGGCGGCAUAGAAAAAUCAGCCAGGCGCCGCCUGCUGCGGCGACACAGCAGAUGCGAUCAUCGACAUCUCUGCAGGCAUCCGCCAGCAAUCUCUUCAAAAGCAAGGGCCGCGAGCGAAGAGAUAUGAGGCGCACGAACAGUUUUGCAGCUUCGAGAGAGAGAUGUUCGAUCUCAAGUAGCGCGAAAGCAAAAGAUAGAGCCAGGCCCGGCCAGCCCAGGCUUCCCAAGCGAGCCUCUGCUCCAGCACUGGAGACACAGAAUAUCAGCGAGCCAGCGAAGGAAGAGAGCCUUGAGAAGGAAGAGAAGCAGCCGGAGGCGUCGGAUGAUGCGCAGCCAGAGCCUGAUGAUUCUGUGCAGCUGAGUGGAUUUACUGGCGGCAGUGCAAGCUUGAACGGCACUUUCGUGCCCGACGGAAACACCGUGAACGGCAAGCAGGUUUACAGCCAGAGCCAGGGAGAUGCGGGCCUCGAGUGCAUGUGGUACCACAACGGUGCCUGGCGCAUCGGAUCCUACAACUGGUUCAAUAGCAAAGAGCUAGGCCGCUGCCACGCUUACGUGAAGACCAGCGCGCAGGAUCUAGGUGACAUUGCACCUUCCGAGACCUGGAUGAGCUGCAUGGGAACGGCGGGUGGAGAUCCAGAUGUGGAUAAAGGCCUCUUCCAGCCACAGAUGAGUGCGAAAGCUGCGAAGCUGGCACUUGACAGCCUCACAAGACGUUCGACAAGCAAGAAGACGUCGCAGGUGCCGGUGGGUGGCAGCACUCGGCUGGCGAACAUUCUUGCUGACCAGUCUUGGCGACAUGACUUCGAGCUACCCCCGAUGACUCCUCCGAGCAAGGAAAGGGCCCAGUGGCGCUCGCAGGGCAGUAACGAGGAGGUGGCGAACUCCGAGGCAGCUGACCUGCCCGAGAAGCCGGCAAGUGACAGCUAG
Molecule: messenger RNA, 1167 nt
Organism: Symbiodinium necroappetens
Lineage: Eukaryota; Dinophyceae; Suessiales; Symbiodiniaceae
Source: the annotation of a GenBank genome assembly